Messenger RNA from Salmo salar (Atlantic salmon), 2222 nucleotides. RefSeq lists its product as uncharacterized. Gene Ontology annotation, molecular function: protein binding. NCBI's taxonomy places the organism in Eukaryota, Metazoa, Chordata, Actinopteri, Salmoniformes, Salmonidae. The record is from RefSeq and is a predicted model, not a curated record.
AAACACAAGAGGACCAGACAGAACACAGCUUUAACACGGCUCCGUACAGCUUCAUUGUAGACCUACAACUUCUCCCACGGGUCACAAUACUCGCUACCUUCAUCUUUCAUUUAGGAACAAUCUGGAACAAGAGUGUAUGGUAGCAGGACAAUGAGGAUGUGUUGUGAGAUGUCACCUCUUUACCUGGCGUCCACCUGGGCCUUCACUGUGUGCGUCAUUUGGACAACAGCUGCAGGUGACCAGACUCCAGUCUUCAUCACUCCAAACACACAGACAGCCAGUGAGACGAACACACCCACAACCAUCCACCCUAGCACAGACAGCAUUCCUACAGACGUUAGCAGUCCAGACGGACAUAUCUCUGACAGCAUUCCUACAGACGUUAGCAGUCCAGACGGACAUAUCUCUGACAGCAUUCCUACAGACGUUAGCAGUCCAGACGGACAUAUCUCUGACAGCAUUCCUACAGACGUUAGCAGUCCAGACGGACAUAUCUCUGACAGCAUUCCUACAGACGUUAGCAGUCCAGACGGACAUAUCUCUGACAGCAUUCCUACAGACGUUAGCAGUCCAGACGGACAUAUCUCUGACAGCCGUCCUACAGACGUUAGCAGUCCAGACGGACAUAUCUCCAACAGCCGUCCUACAGACGUUAGCAGUCCAGACGGACAUAUCUCUGACAGCAUUCCUACAGACGUUAGCAGUCCAGACGGACAUAUCUCUGACAGCAUUCCUACAGACGUUAGCAGUCCAGACGGACAUAUCUCUGACAGCAUUCCUACAGACGUUAGCAGUCCAGACGGACAUAUCUCUGACAGCAUUCCUACAGACGUUAGCAGUCCAGACGGACAUAUCUCUGACAGCAUUCCUACAGACGUUAGCAGUCCAGACGGACAUAUCUCUGACAGCAUUCCUACAGACGUUAGCAGUCCAGACGGACAUAUCUCCGACAGCAUUCCUACAGACGUUAGCAGUCCAGACGGACAUAUCUCCAACAGCCGUCCUACAGACAGAUAUGAGAGGUUGGGGAGCUCCACACAGAGAGUUCUAGAAACAGUGACCGUGACGACCAUUGCAGGGACCAUCAAGACCACCGCUGCCAUGACAACAGUAGUAACCAGUGCAACAGUCGCUCCUCAAGCUUCAAGCACCCAGCCGCACACCCCUCACACAGUCACAUCACCGGUGGCGACAAACCCCAUGGCAAUAACUCCAGCACCAUCUCGUGCCCCCAAAAAGCCACCCUGCUGUCCUCGCCCCACUCGCAUGCCCACCCUUCCCCCUCAUCUGUUCAUAGGUGACGAGGGCGACUAUGACGAUGAGUCUGAAGAAGAAGAGGAGGAAGGAACGGAGGAGGAGGAGGAGGAGGAGGAAGGAGGCAAACUCAUAAAGGAGAAUCUGUGUGACUUUGACCCCUGCUUGCACCUGCAGAGACCCUGUCCAGAGGUCAGGGAGGCCAAGGGGCAGAGCUGCCGCUGCCCGGGCCUGACUUCAUCCUCUGUGACCCCUGACCCUGUGGUGGCACUGGAGGUGUGGGGAGUAUGGCCUGAGGCUGUAAGGGUACGUUGGUGCACCCCUUACUCGGCUGUGACUAAGUUUGGUGUUUGGGCGCUGAGAGAGAACGGCAGUGUGUUCAGUAACGGCAGCGUGAGUGCCUGGUCACGCCAGGCCAGUGUGUUCGGGCUCAAAGCGGGACGGAGAUAUGGAGUGUGUGUGAACGCACUGAACGGAGCCGGAACGUCACACACCCGCUGCGUGCCUGUGUCUACCCCAGUAGGUGUAGAGGCGGUUGUGUUGUACGUGCUGACGGGACUGUGUGCAUCCCUGGGGAUGACGGUGGUUGUGAUGAGUGUGUUUCUUCACAGGAUGUGUAAGAUGCAAAACACACACUCUCUGUUUGACCCGCGGGCACACACACUCUACAACCCACGUCUCGACACCUACGUCUCGACACCCACGUCGCACCACCCACGCCUCACCAGCCUGGUUUCCAUCACUAACCCGGCCUACACACACACCGACGAGCACACUGUGCCUCCCUCUGCACGCUACAGGCAGACAGACCAGCUGAAGUUAUCCACUAACGUACGUAAUGAAUAACAACACCUGUAACCAUCCGUACCACCCUUACCCACACGCUUACCACCCUUACCCACAUACCUACCACCCUUACCCACAUACCUACCACGUUAACCCACAUGCCUACCACCCUUACCCACAUG